Pyrus x bretschneideri (Chinese white pear) is the source of this 1719-nucleotide messenger RNA. RefSeq names its product protein DETOXIFICATION 49-like. The record is from RefSeq and is a predicted model, not a curated record. NCBI's taxonomy places the organism in Eukaryota, Viridiplantae, Streptophyta, Magnoliopsida, Rosales, Rosaceae. The coding region runs from base 144 to 1670 and encodes 508 amino acids. The transcript has a single exon. Gene Ontology annotation, cellular component: membrane. Gene Ontology annotation, molecular function: xenobiotic transmembrane transporter activity; antiporter activity. Gene Ontology annotation, biological process: xenobiotic detoxification by transmembrane export across the plasma membrane.
UCAUUUUUUUUUUUUCCACAAUGGCCGUCCAAAAGUCUUAAGUUUUUGUUUUCUUUUCAUUCCUAUAAACCUUCCCUUUAAAUCCCAUACACACUUCUGCACAUACCCAAUUGAGCAAUCUCUCUCUCUCUCUCUCUCUCAACAUGGACAAGUUAGCUCCUUUGAUCCCAGAAAGCCCAAAACUUGAGCAAUCCAACCAGAAUCCCCACAAAACCCAUCUAUCUUUGGCUCUCACAGAAGCCAAAUGCAUAGCCAACAUAGCUUUCCCAAUGGUAUUGACGGGUCUAUUACUCUACUCUCGCUCAAUGAUCUCCAUGCUCUUCCUAGGCCACCUCGGCGAGCUUUCAUUGGCUGGUGGCUCGCUUGCCAUAGGAUUUGCCAACAUCACAGGUUAUUCUGUUCUCUCUGGCCUUGCCAUGGGGAUGGAACCCAUUUGCGGCCAAGCUUACGGAGCCAAAAAAUUCAAACUUUUAGGCCUGACCCUGCAGAGAACAGUUAUUCUUCUUCUCUUAACUUCAAUCCCAAUUGCAUUUCUGUGGUUCAACAUGAAAACGAUUUUGCUUUUUUGUGGCCAACAAGAUGAGAUUGCAACUGAGGCUCAUUCUUACAUUCUUUACUCUCUUCCUGACCUCAUUGCUCAAAGCCUUUUGCACCCUUUGCGAAUUUAUCUCCGAACUCAAUCCAUAACCAUGCCUCUCACAUUCUGUGCAGCUUUGGCUAUUCUUCUUCACAUUCCCAUCAAUUACCUUCUUGUUCAUGUUCUCAAUCUUGGGAUCAAAGGCGUGGCACUAAGCGGGGUUUGGACUAAUGUCAACCUCGUUGGAUCAUUGAUAGCUUACAUUGCAAUCUCUGGUGUGUACAAGAGAACAUGGGGUGGUUUUUCCAAAGAGUGCUUCGCAGGGUGGAAAAAUCUAAUGAAUUUGGCCAUUCCAAGUUGCAUAUCGGUUUGUUUAGAAUGGUGGUGGUAUGAGAUCAUGAUUUUGCUAUGUGGUUUGUUGCUUAACCCUCAAGCAACUGUUGCUUCAAUGGGAAUUCUGAUCCAAACCACAGCUUUGAUAUACAUUUUCCCAUCUUCCUUAAGCUUUGGUGUGUCAACAAGGGUGGGAAAUGAGCUUGGUGCUAACCGCCCCGAAAGAGCAAGACUUGCAACAAUUGUAGGCCUAUCUUAUAGCUUCAUAUUGGGAUUUUCAGCAUUGUUGUUUGCUGUGACUGUGAGGAACAUUUGGGCCAGCAUGUUCACCAAAGACUCGGAGAUUAUUGCAUUGACAUCAAUGGUGUUGCCAAUUAUCGGCCUAUGCGAGCUCGGAAACUGCCCACAAACUACAGGUUGUGGUGUUUUGAGGGGAACUGCUAGGCCAAAAUUGGGAGCAAACAUAAAUUUGGGUUGCUUUUAUCUUGUGGGAAUGCCUGUUGCUGUGUGGUUGAGUUUAUAUGAACAGUUUGAUUUUAGAGGACUUUGGCUUGGUCUUCUGGCAGCCCAAGGCUCAUGUGUUUUGACCAUGUUGUUUGCUUUGUUUAGAACCAAUUGGGAUCUUCAAGCCCAGAGAGCCAAGGAGCUCACAGGAACUUUUACCAUUGAUGAUGAUGAUUUUCAAGAUUUUGAUAAAGCUAGUGAAUCUUUGAGUUCAUUUGAUAACACAGAAGAAUGCAACAAUUUACCACUGGUGUGACUGUAAGCAUUGACCAAUUGUUAUGGGAAAUUUAAUACAAUUUUGUUUC